AAAGCUGCGUUGGCUGAAACGGAGCCGCUUCAGCACACCUCCGAUCAAAUCCUCAUAAAGGGAAUCAGGUGCGCCGCGCAUUCUCCGCAUCUCACCUUACGACAUAAAAUCGCAGCCCCCGGUAGCAGAUGAACAUCCUCAUCAUCAUCAUCACAUCACAACAAGCUCACCAUGUCACAAUACACAAAACAAACUUGGUCUAGGCGUGGCGACUACGGCUUUCCAGCCAAUUCACCUGUCCAGAGGAGCACAUACGACCCCAUCGUGCUCAGCGAAGUUGAUCUAAAGGUCAUCGGCGCUACUCCUAUCGAAGACGGUGCUUCUACGUUCUUGCUUUCGCAUUUGAAGUACGACCCCGAGAGCCAAACCAUCUCUAGAGAGGUCCUCACUGCCUCAAAAAAGGACUCGGAGAUGACUAUCGAUGAUCAUGUAAAGUCUCUGAAAGCUACUGCCAAUUUGGGCGAUAAACUUACUCUGAGGCUCGAGCUUGGUGGUUUUGAGAACGGAGAUACUGAAGUGCUGUUGAGCAGAGAGGAGGAGGAGUUUGCGAAUCUGAAGCUCGUGUUAGAUGCCGAUGUGUUUGGAGGUAUUCAGCUUGCACACCCGAGCAAUGCGAGUCGUACGGAAGAGCUCUUGGCAUGGGCGCUGGAGCUGGAAGAGGCGCAAGGUAGUCAGUCGCCUUGAGCACACAUUUCAGGUGGGGCGUCCGAAGAUGUUGAAGAACGCUCUUGUCUAGUGUAGG
Cryptococcus amylolentus CBS 6039 is the source of this 742-nucleotide messenger RNA. RefSeq lists its product as hypothetical. Lineage: Eukaryota; Fungi; Basidiomycota; Tremellomycetes; Tremellales; Cryptococcaceae. The coding region runs from base 172 to 684 and encodes 170 amino acids. The record is from RefSeq and is a predicted model, not a curated record. The transcript has a single exon.